Molecule: messenger RNA, 1014 nt
Organism: Parasteatoda tepidariorum (common house spider)
Lineage: Eukaryota; Metazoa; Arthropoda; Arachnida; Araneae; Theridiidae
Product: diacylglycerol kinase theta
Biological process (GO): phospholipase C-activating G protein-coupled receptor signaling pathway
Cellular component (GO): membrane
Molecular function (GO): ATP-dependent diacylglycerol kinase activity
Source: RefSeq, a predicted model, not a curated record
GGAUCGGCGCAGAGGGGAACUGCGCUGAUCGUUUGGAACGAAGAGAGGCGAGAAAGAGAAUUGAGACAGAAACCGAUGUAAAGAGUAUAUGCGUGCAAAAAUGGCCGUUUCUUCUAGAAGAAGCGUUAGAUGAAUGUCGCUCAAAAAGAGUGGUUUUUUGUUUAAAAAAUGGCGAGGUGACGAUACUGCAGUGAACUCCAUCGAGACAAGAUUUCUCAAUCGAGUAAUGCAAUUCCGUGGUUAUCCAAGGCGAGGAAUCGGGGAGUAACUGUGGCGGCUUUCUUAAUAAGGAGCUGGAACAAUAUGGCUUCUACCGGUGCUAAGCCUACUCCAAGGGCCACAGAAAAUCCCAGCCCCACAACGGAAGGGCCCCCAGAAGUAUUACAACAGGGGCACUUUUUUACUAAAAAAACAUUCCACAAACCCACCUAUUGUCAUCACUGCACAGAUAUGUUAUGGGGGCUAAUUGGUCAAGGGUUCAUAUGCGAAGUUUGUAAUUUCGUUGUUCAUGAACGUUGUGUGAAAACUGUAGUGUCUCCGUGUUCAACAAUUACUCCAUAUAUAAUUAAAAAUCCUGUUCCUCACUGUUGGAGCGAACCGGGACAUCUUAAAAGGAGGUUUUGUAAUGUAUGCAGAAAGAGAAUUGAAGAUAGCUGUGCAGUUAGAUGUGAAGUUUGUGAAUAUUCUGUCCACGUAGAAUGCCAAGAUUUUGGAGUUGCUGAUUGUAAGGAAUGUGCAACCUAUGUUCCAAGCCGUGAUGUGUCUACAAUGACACAAACCCAUCAUUGGAGAGAAGGUAAUUUACCCGCUAACUCGAAGUGCCAAUUAUGCAAGAAAACGUGCUGGUCAGCUGAAUGCCUGGCCGGUAUGAGGUGUGAAUGGUGUAAUAUCACAGUGAGUUUUCUUUCUUUUUUUAUCUCAUUUUGUUAUUGUAAAAUUGGGUUACUUUGUGACAGGUUAGGUUACUUUUGGACACUCGCGUUUUCCAGAGUUAAAUAAAUAAUAUAUAGCAUG